GUGAAGCUGGACGUGACGCUGGGCGACCUCGCCAAGCUGGGCAAGUCGCAGAAGCUCUCGCUGAGCGUCGACGUGGAGGGUGCCAAGCUCGUGGUGCUCCGCAAGCAGCGCGACUCCCAGGAGGACUGGAGCACCUUCCCGCACGACAAGAUCCGGCAGCUGAUCAAGUCGCAGCGGGUGCCCAACAAGCUGGGCAUCGUCUUCGAGAAGGAGAAGGACAGGACGCAGCGCAAGGACUUCGUGUUUGUGAGCGCGCGGAAGCGCGAGGCCUUCUGCCAGCUCCUGCAGCUCAUGAAGAACAAGCACUCGCGCCAGGACGAGCCCGACAUGAUCUCCGUCUUCAUCGGCACCUGGAACAUGGGCGCCGUGCCGCCCCCCAAGAGCGUCACGUCGUGGGUGGCCUCCAAGGGGCUGGGCAAGACGCUGGACGAGAUGACGGUCACCAUCCCGCACGACAUCUACGUCUUCGGCACGCAGGAGAACUCCAUGGGCGACAAGGAGUGGGUGGACUUCCUGCGCGCCGCCCUCAAGGACUUCACCGAGCUCGAGUACCGCCCGGUCGCCAUGCAGUCCCUGUGGAACAUCAAAGUGGUGGUGCUGGUGAAGCCGGAGCACGAGAACCGCAUCAGCCACGUGAGCACGUCCAGCGUCAAGACGGGCAUCGCCAACACCUUGGGCAACAAGGGCGCCGUGGGCGUCUCCUUCAUGUUCAACGGCACCUCCUUCGGCUUCGUCAACUGCCACCUCACGUCGGGCAACGAGAAGACGGGCAGGAGGAACCAGAACUACCUGGACAUCCUGCGGCUGCUCUCGCUGGGCGACAAGCAGCUGAGCUCCUUCGACAUCUCGCUGCGCUUCACCCACCUCUUCUGGUUCGGGGACCUCAACUACCGCCUCGACAUGGACAUCCAGGAGAUCCUCAACUACAUCAGCCGCAAGGAGUUCGAGCCGCUGCUCAAGGUGGACCAGCUCAACCUGGAGAGGGAGAAGCACAAGGUGUUCCUGCGCUUCGGUGAGGAGGAGAUCACCUUCCCGCCCACGUACCGCUACGAGCGCGGCUCCCGCGACACCUACGUGUGGCACAAGCAGAAGCCCACGGGGGUGCGCACCAACGUGCCCUCCUGGUGCGACCGCAUCCUCUGGAAGUCCUACCCCGAGACGCACGUGAGCUGCAGCUCCUACG
Molecule: messenger RNA, 1183 nt
Organism: Nothoprocta perdicaria
Lineage: Eukaryota; Metazoa; Chordata; Aves; Tinamiformes; Tinamidae
Product: phosphatidylinositol 3,4,5-trisphosphate 5-phosphatase 2-like
Exons: 10
Biological process (GO): phosphatidylinositol dephosphorylation
Molecular function (GO): phosphatase activity
Source: RefSeq, a predicted model, not a curated record